AUGCUUAUAUUUCUAUUGAUUAUUGUAAUUACAAGUGGAACAGAAAGUAUUAAUAAUACAGAAGAAAGAAAUGAAGAAAUAAUACAUACACGAAUAGAACCAAAACAGCACAAAAGAAUAUACAAUGAAUAUAAAGUACAUUUAAAAGGUGAAGGUGAAGUAAUAGAACCACUACAAGAAGCAAAAGAAACUGGAAAUUCUAAUCAAGGCAGUGGAAAAAAAACAGAGGAUAGUGAAGAAAAAGAUGAUAAACAUGUAGAUGGAGGGAAACAGAAUGAUGGAGAAACAAACACGCCAAAAGCAGAACCAAAAGAAGUGAGUAACACGGAAGAAAAAGUUACUGGUAACGAAAAAGAAGAAGAACAAGGAAAUAGUAAUGAUAGCAAAAAAGAAGAAGCAAAAAAAGAACAAGAAAAAACAAAAGAAAGUGGUGAAGGGGAUAGUGAGAAAAAGCAUGAUAUACCUACAAAUGAAGGAAAAGAAAAUAAAGAUACAACAAAAGAUAAAAAUGACAAAGAAGAAAAAAAAGAUACUAAUGAAGAAGGAGAGUCAAGUGGAAAAGAAGGACAAAAAACAAAUGAAGAAAGUAAGAAAGAAACUGAAAACCCACAAAAUAAUGAAAGUAGCAACAAAGAAGAAGAACAAAAGAAAGAAGAAGAAAAAAAGAAAGAAGAAGAACAAAAGAAAGAAGAAGAACAAAAGAAAGAAGAAGAACAAAACCAAGAAAAACCAAUUAAUGAAAAGAACGAACAAAAAGAAAAUAAAACAACAAAUACUUCUGAUAAUUCAGGAACUAAAGUGGAUGAUAAAACUGAUGAACAUAAUAAUCUUGAUGGAGCCUCAAGUAUAUUUAUUGUUCUUUCAGGUAUUAUUGCUUUAUUCUUCUUCUAA
Molecule: messenger RNA, 891 nt
Organism: Entamoeba histolytica HM-1:IMSS
Lineage: Eukaryota; Evosea; Mastigamoebida; Endamoebidae
Exons: 1
Coding region: 1-891 (296 amino acids)
Source: RefSeq, a predicted model, not a curated record